CGCCGCCGCCGCCUGCCCAGCGGCCCGGGAGGCGGAGGCGCGGGGGAGGAGGCCCCGCUUGGCUCCGCAGCCCCGGAUGCUGCAUGACUUCAUCCUUCCGCCGGCUCCCCAGCUGAGCUAGGGCCGGUCCGGCAGCUAGCCCGCCACUCGUGCCCCGCCGCAGUCUCGCGCCCACCCCUCGCCCGCCAUGUCCGAGAUCCUGCCCUAUAGUGAGGACAAGAUGGGCCGCUUCGGCGCCGACCCCGAGGGCUCCGAUCUCUCCUUCAGCUGCCGCCUGCAGGACACCAACUCCUUCUUCACGGGUAACCAGGCCAAGCGACCCCCCAAGCUGGGCCAGAUCGGCCGAGCCAAGAGAGGUACGCGGCCGGGGCCCGGAGUCGUCGCCUGACCCAGAAACCCUCCGCUGGGCACCCCCCCGGCUGCAGUUCCCCGCCAAGCGACCGCAGCUCUUGCCGCAGACCAACGCAGCCGGCCAGUAGCCGGCCGGGGUUUGAGGGAAGGGAGGGGGGUCCCUGCAGCAGUGUUGUGUCCUCCUCUUUCCCUCUCCCGGGAACGCAGUGCCCCGGAUUCGAUGCACACCACCUCUGGAAGUAGAGCCCUGGCACCCGGGCGAGGGGGAGGGGCCGGUCGGGGCAUUUGGGGCAGCCUGGAAGUAGGAUCGCGGGGCGGUGCGCCGCUUCUUCAGGAUCAAACGAUGAGUCGGUGGAUGCUACGGAAGAACCUUCGGGUGGGGAAGGACGUCCGAUUAAAAAGAGGGCAGGGGGCCCGAGGGUUCGGUUGUCCUGGUUGUUUGCAUGGGGAGGGGACUCUGUUGGUGCUAGAAUCAAGUGGGGUUUGAGCGGCAAGAGGGUUAAGUUGGGGAGAGGGCUGGACUAAACGGAGAUUCCGCUCGAGGAGGGGGUUCUGUUGAAAUGGGGGUGGAAGAUCCCAUGAGCGAAAAGAUUUCAAAUUUCUCGGAUGGAGAAGAGCUCUGAUGGAAGGAGGGCUUGGACUUGGGAGGUUGAAUGGCUUGGAACCUGUAAAGAGGGGGCGUUCCUCCACAGGGAGGGGAGGGGGCUCUGUGGGAGAUGGGCUGACAGCGGGUUGAAUGGGCGAGAAGAGUUCGGAUGGGAAGGGCACUGUGGCUCUAGGGGGUACGGGAGGCGGGAAGGGGCGUCGCUGGACCACCAGCAGUAACUGAGCGGGCUCGAGGACGCGGGGCCCAUUUUCGCCGCCGCCCCCUGAGGCCGC
Molecule: messenger RNA, 1230 nt
Organism: Condylura cristata (star-nosed mole)
Lineage: Eukaryota; Metazoa; Chordata; Mammalia; Eulipotyphla; Talpidae
Gene: CAMK2N2
Product: calcium/calmodulin-dependent protein kinase II inhibitor 2
Exons: 1
Coding region: 188-388 (66 amino acids)
Biological process (GO): negative regulation of protein kinase activity
Molecular function (GO): calcium-dependent protein kinase inhibitor activity; protein kinase binding
Source: RefSeq, a predicted model, not a curated record